Messenger RNA from Perognathus longimembris pacificus (Pacific pocket mouse), 7382 nucleotides. It is a transcript of the gene Zbtb38, whose product is annotated as zinc finger and BTB domain containing 38. Gene Ontology annotation, molecular function: protein binding. Gene Ontology annotation, biological process: regulation of immune system process; negative regulation of transcription by RNA polymerase II; regulation of cytokine production. The record is from RefSeq and is a predicted model, not a curated record. Lineage: Eukaryota; Metazoa; Chordata; Mammalia; Rodentia; Heteromyidae.
UCCUCGUCUCUGUCCUGUGCUCCCCCAGCCACGGGGGACACGACGUAGCUCUGUGUGCUCACCGCCGACGCCGUGUCGUGCAUGUGUAGGCUCAGUAAUAAUCAUCUGAACGUCUAGCAUAGACAUCCAGCCUUCAGAUGUCAUUCAUGGGAGUAUCUGGGCCUACGCCAAGUGUCACAUGGCCCGGCGUUCUCGUCUCCCUCCCUCUCCCCCCACCGGAAGGACCCUGCCUUCCAGGUAGCUGUGUAUUAAAUCGGUGCCCUGUCACUCCACAAGGAGGGCUCUCUAGCUCUCGCACCUCGUGCUGGAGGAAGCACGGGCCUCAGGAGGCAUUCUUCUAACCCUCCGUCGCUGUCAGUGUUAAGCCAGAGCUCACUUGGGGGUGGGAAGGUGGCUCCACCAUUGGGGUGAGCACAGGGGGGCCAUGGAGUAGAGCCACCGUUAUUCCAGGAGGGAGGAAAGCUCCGGCUUCGGGUGAGGUAGGACGUACCUCAGACAGCCCAGCUCAGAAAAUAAUGCGUGUGGGCAGGAGAACGCACAGCCAGGGAUUUCCCACACAUCAGCUAGAAAUUGCUUCCGUUCUGGGGAAAGAGAUAGAUUUCGGACUAGAAAAAGAUUCAGUUGUGACACCUAGUGCCUAAGUUAAGACGUUCAAAUGUUGUUGUUGUUUUAAUUUAAAAAAUAUUUCUGGGGAGCAGAAAUAUUUUUCUAACCUGAUUAUUUUUAGCCAGUUCUUACAGGACAUAGAACACCAGCAACCUUAGAAAAUAGUAGUUUAUUUUUGCAUGUGUUAAAAUGAAUGAAUAUAGGUAUAUUUGGUGAUGCGAUAAGCAAUUAAAGACUUCAGGAGAGAGAAGAAGAAAAAAAUAUAUUUCAGACAUAAAACCAGUCUCAGCAUUUUAUAAAAAUGCUGCCUUAUAUCCAGGACUUCGGUGGUUUUUGUAUGGUUUCUUUGUAGCUAAAGAAAUAAAUGGAAAAGAACUUGUUCUGUGUUUAUCAAAUAAAAGACUUCUCAUUUUAUACAUCAUAUUAUAGGAAAAGCUUUUUUUUUUUUUUUUUUCAACCUGCUGGCUGGAUCUAGAAAAAAAUGUUUCUAGCAAGCCAUGCUGUUUUUCUCUUUAGGGACAUGAUGACACUAGUUUUGUAGCAAAACAUUUUCUGCUUAUUAGGCAUUUCUUUAAAAUCCUGAAUAAGCGGCUCUUUCAACAGUUUUUGUUCUACACGUUAAACAUUUCAUUGCAAUCCGAGCUUCAAUUGUGUAUGCGUUUGUGUGUGCGUGUGUGUGUGCGUUUGUGUGUGCGCGCGCGCAUAUGUGCGUGCAUGCGUGCACGUGCAUGUUGAUAGGAAUGAGAGAGGCUAUGGGUAAGAAUUCUGGAAGAUUUCUUUAAGAAAAAUGAAUUCCUCACAAUUAUGGACGGGAGUCUCCGCAGCAAGUGACUCCCAAUUUAUUGCACAUAGCCAAGUAGAAGCCGUCGUCAGCCUUGAGCAGCAGCAGGGGUAGGGAAGUGGCGUUGAAAAAGACAGGGAAUUUGGUGUUGGAGUGGCUGAGGUUUCAUUUCCAGGAAACAUUUCACUCCUAAGAUGGAUAGCAAUGCAGCGUCGGCCCUGACCUCCUCAUGUCAAUGUCAUCGUGCCAGCGUGGCUAAAAUAAGCCUCAAAGUAAAACAAAGAAACCUCGUCUCCCAGCCUAACGCGACAUCUUCGCCUACAGUAGGUACCGUCCAGAGCCUUUAAGAAAUGGUUUGCGCCUUUAAAUUUUAGCUAUUGGAGGGGGUGGGGUGGGGUGGGGAGGGUGAAGGGGGGAAAAAAAAACAUUCUGCAUUUUUCUACGUUCUGAACACGUAUGGUAUGCUGCUGUAAGUCUUCCUGUUAUCUAGGUCAGGAUGGAUACUAAAGAUAGCGGGUGCGUGCAUCAUUCUCAAUGGUCACAAAACAUCCGGAAAAAAAAAACGCAGCCUCCAUUUAUUCUCCUGUGCUGAUUUCAUUCUGCUGCUAAUUCUAAGAAAACGCAUUCGCAUCUUAGCAUGGCUCUGUCUGAGAUGGUAUCUGCUGUUCUGAAGCGCAGAUACAUUCAGCAGGAUACAUUUACGCUGCUUGUGGGUAAAGGUUAGAGAACCGGUACAGAUGGCUGAUCAUUGUUCUGCAAGUCUGCCGGCACCAUUUAGGAUUUAGAAAAUAAUCUACACACGUUACAGCCACUACCCAGAAUCACGCUUUACUUUGCCAUAGCUUUACAGUCAUUUGGCUUGUGGGGUUUUGUUGUUGGUUUUCACUAGCAAUCCUAUGAACUGAACAGUCUCUAAAAUGCUCUGGGAGCAGAUACGUACUGUACUGAAAGCUUUCUUCCUGGAGAAGACAGGAGUGUGGUCACUGCAGCUCAUUGCUUCUUCCUUAGCAAAAGGAUGGCUUGGAUCUCAGAGGCAGACGCGCACGCUCGCCGUGCAACGGCUCUGCUGAAGUGUCUGCAAUGCCUUCUACUGCCUGGUUGCAGAAUUUGGAGUUGGCUAACCAGGGUUUAGUGAUUGAGCUCAUCUUGCAUCACCAAUUGAUGACAGUUUUCUUUGUUCCCUCCUACCCGGUAGAGCCAAGUCUUCUCUGAGGCCGAUAUGCAUUGUCACUUACAACAUUAAUCAGAUACCGCAUUUAAGGUGAGCUGCCCCUGCCUCCUCCUCCUCCCCGGUGCCCCGGGCUGCUUGCAGCUCCGAUCUCGCUCCUGCGAGCCGAGGAGAGGAUGGCAGGCAGGAUUAGCGGUGCCUGCGUUGUGUGCAUGCUGUGUGUAGAAUUCAUUACACGUUGCCUAGUAUUUCACAUGUGAGUAUGUAAAUGCUCUGCGUCCCAUAUCAUCUGUUAGCGAGGACUCUCUUUCGCCUCAUUACAGCCCUCAAUAUUUCAACAUCACCUUUCAUUUGCGAUUCAUUUGCUUCUGCCUGGUAGCUUUUCAUCACAUUCAGAAAUACAGUUUUACCUUUGUGUGUCUGUGUGUGUCUGUGUGUGUCUGUGUGUCUGUGUGUGUGUGUUAACAAAGCCAAAUCAACCCCAUAAAACCCUAAAGCCACCACCACCACCAAAACUAUGCUACCAGAUGGUGUCUCCCCUUUCUUCUUGCAAUUGCUGUCUUUUUAAUAAUGUAUGUUGUAUUGUUAAUUAAUGUGAAUAUCAAAUUAAACACUUGAAACUUACAUGUUUAUUAUGCAGGUAGGAGGCAAGGUGGAAUCUAUUUUUAACUCAUCGCUGUCGUGGUGGUGGUGUGCACACAACUUGAGUUCUCCGAUUUGUAUUUUCAGUGCUGGCGUCGGUGGUUUGAUUUUCAGCAACUGUGACGGGGUGUUCUCGGCAGUGGUCAGCUCUGAGCUUUGAACUCUCAGAGGAGCCGGGGGGGAGACCGGCACGUCUUCCUUGCUCGCAGCGUCAGAGACACCGUGGAGGAGAAACUUCCCUUUCCAGUCCUGUUUUCCUGUUGAUAAAUUCAGUCCUCAUGAUCCCAGUACGUUCGAGCUGCUCUGCGUCUGAUUUUUGGUGCGUGUGACAGUUUGCAUGGGAAACUUGUGAGCAAGAAGACGGAAAAAGCUGUUGGGCUCCAUCGCCUUGCAUAAAAAUGGCCGAGGGUCUUGUCUUGCGAGCUCUGUGCAUGGAGUGAUACAAACAGAUCUUGCCGUGGCGGUGAUGGAGGAGGCAGAACUGAGGAUUUCCGAGUGAUCGCUUUCAAAGCCCGGAAAGGAACUCUUACGGCGGGUCUGGCCUAACUGAGAUGACAGUCAUGUCCCUUUCCAGGGACAUCAAGGACGACUGCCACAGCGACACGGUGCUCUCCAUCCUGAACGAGCAGCGCAUCCGGGGCGUCCUGUGCGACGUCACCAUCAUCGUGGAGGACACCAAGUUCAAGGCCCACAGCAAUGUCCUGGCCGCGUCCAGCCUGUAUUUCAAGAACAUCUUCUGGAGCCACACGAUCUGCAUCUCCAGCCACGUCCUGGAGCUGGACGACCUCAAGGCCGAGGUGUUCACGGAGAUCCUCAACUACAUCUACAGCUCCACGGUGGUGGUCAGGACUCGGGAGACGGUCACCGACCUGGCCGCCGCCGGCCGGAGGCUGGGGAUCGCCUUCCUGGAGGACCUCACCGACCGCAGCUUCGCCAGCUCGCCCAGCCCCUACGUCUUCUGCAUCACCGAGAAGGGCACGGUGAAGGAGGAGAAGAGCGACAGGCGGCCUGAGGAGCCGGGGGUGGUGAACGGGCCCCGCAUCACCAACGCCUUCUCCAUCAUGGAGACCGAGAGCGGCGGCGGCAUGUUCUCCCCGCUGGACCUGAGAGCCAGCUUCAAGAAGAUGUCCGACUCCAUGAGGACGGCCGGCCUCUGCCUGGAGCGCCCCGACGGGUGCCGCGAGGCCGAGCCGGUGCGCACGCUGGCGGAGCACUCGUACGCCGUGUCCUCCCUCCCGGAGACCUACCGGAGCCAGCCGCCCCCGCGCCUGGCGGAGCCCGACCGCGGCUCGCCCGAGCGGGCCGGCCCCGCGCGCAGCGAGGCCCCCGCCGCCCCGCUCCACGCGGGCCCCCGGGCCGGGACCCUCUCCCUGCCCCCGGACGCCGACCCCACCCCGGAGGACCUGGCGGCCCCGCCCGCGCCCAGCCCGCAGGCCGCCCGGCGAGGGAGGAGCCCGCCGCCGGCCGCCGCCCUCCCCCCCGCCCCGUCUCCCGACCGGGAGGACGUGCCCCCGUCCCGGGAGGACGGCCCCGCCACGGCGGCCGCCACCACCGCCGCCGCCACCACCACGACGGCGCACCCCUUUCCCGACGGCGCCGCCGCCGGGCCGCCCCCCGCGGCCGAGGUCCCGCCGCUCAUCUACAGCUGCAGCUGCUGCGCCCAGUCCUUCGACAGCAGCGCCCUCCUGGGCGCCCACAUGCAGCUCCACCGGCCCACCCAGGAGCCCCUGGUGUGCAAGUACUGCAACAAGCAGUUCACCACGCUCAACAGGCUGGACCGCCACGAGCAGAUCUGCAUGCGGGCCGGCCAGCUGCCCGCCGCCGGCGACGGCGCCCGCUUCCUGGAGAAGUACCCCACCAUAGGGCAGCACGGGGGGGCCUUCCCCGGCCCCGAGGCCUUACUGGCCCCACGCAGGACCGGGGAGCUCCCCGGCGCGGGCGGCGCCCUGCAGGACGCGGACCACAUGGUGAAGUUCGUGAACGGGCAGAUGCUGUACAGCUGCGUGGUGUGCAAGCGGAGCUACGUGACGCUGUCCAGCCUGCGGCGGCACGCCAACGUGCACUCGUGGCGGCGGACCUACCCCUGCCACUACUGCAACAAGGUGUUCGCGCUGGCCGAGUACCGCACGCGCCACGAGAUCUGGCACACGGGCGAGCGGCGCUACCAGUGCAUCUUCUGCCUGGAGACCUUCAUGACCUACUACAUCCUGAAGAACCACCAGAAGUCCUUCCACGCCAUCGACCACCGGCUCUCCGUGAGCAAGAAGACGGCCAACGGGGGCCUCAAGCCCGCCGUGUACCCCUACAAGCUCUACCGGCUGCUGCCCAUGAAGUGCAAGCGGGCCCCCCUCAAGAGCUUCCGGAGCAACCCCUACGAGCCCCCGCGGGACCCCCGGCCGGCCCCCGAGCCGGCGCCCGGGCCUCCGCCGCGCACCGCCCCGCAGGACGCGCCGCUGCUGCCGCCGGGCCUUCCUGGGCGAGGCCGGCUGGUGGCCCUGGCCCCCCCGGCCGACCUCCUCCCGCCGGGGGCGCCCGCCGCCCAGGACCCGGCCGCCUCCACCGACGGGCAGAAGGUGGAGGGCGGCGGGUGGGGGCUGGGCGCCCCGGAGCUGCACCUGGACGGCGGCGGCUUCUACACCCCGGCCCGGCCGCGGGCCCCCGCCCCGCAGGAGAAGCCGGCGGCGUCCGUGAUCAGCUUCGGGGGCGCGGCGCCGUCCGUCAUCGUGCACGGCCGCCAGUUCUCCUCCGUGAUCACGCACGGCAAGGCCGUGGCCGGGGGCCCCCCCCGCCGCCCCGGCCGAGCCCGCCGCCAGCCAGGCCCCUCGGGGACGCCCCCCGAGGCAGGGCCAAAGCCCCCAAGGAGAGGAAGAAGACCCCCCCCGUCCGGCAAGGGGGAGGCCGCCGAGGAGGCGGUGGAGUGCAAGGCCGAACCCCCCGGCGGCCCCCGGGCAGAGCCGCCGCCGCCGCCCGAGCCCGGCAAGAAGACCAGCAAGAUCGAGACGUACAUCGCGAAGCCCGCGCUGCCCGGGACGUCCACGGACAGCAACGUGGCGCCCCUGUGCCAGAUCACCGUGAAGAUCGGGAACGAGGCCAUCGUGAAGCGGCACAUCCUCGGCUCCAAGCUGUUCUGCAGGCGGGGCCGGCGGUCCCCGGUACGCCGUGCCCGAGGAGCCGCCGCCGCCGCCCCCCCCCCCGAGAGCCAGCCGGGGGUCCCCGCGGACGGCCCGCUGGAGCUGUGCCACGCCGAGUGCGUGGAGCUGAGCGAGGCCUUCGAGGACGCCAGCGACCAGGACUCCUCCGACAAGCCGUGGCGCCCCUACUACAACUACAAGCCCAAGAAGAAGUCCCGGCAGCUGCGCAAGAUGAGGAAGGUGAGCUGGCGGAAGGACCCCCGGAGCCCGGGCGGCGGCUGGCGCAAGUACCCGGCCGAGCUGGACCGCGCCCCGGCCCGGCCCGCCCCGGAGAAGGCGCCGCCCGAGGACGAGGACCACAAGGAGAUGCCCAAGCUGCAGUGCGAGCUGUGCAACGGCGACCGGGCGGCGGGGGCCGGCGGCCCGGGGCGGCCCCACCAGCACCUCCCCGCCAAGCCCCACCACACGUGCGAGCUGUGCGCCAAGCAGUUCCAGAGCCCCUCCACGCUCAAGAUGCACAUGCGCUGCCACACCGGCGAGAAGCCCUACCAGUGCCAGACGUGCGGCGCCGCUUCUCCAUGCAGGGCAAACCUGCAGAAGCACGCGCGCAUCCACCUGGGCCUCAAGGAGUUCGUGUGCCGCUACUGCAGCAAGGCCUUCACCCUCAACGAGACGCUCAAGAUCCACGAGCGCAUCCACACCGGCGAGAAGCGCUACCACUGCCAGUUCUGCCUCCAGGGCUUCCUCUACCUGUCCACCAAGAGGAACCACGAGCGGAGGCACGCCCGCGAGCACGACGGCAAGGGCUUCGCCUGCUUCCAGUGCCAGAUCUGCAAGACGGCCGCCGCCCUGGGCAUGCACCAGAAGAAGCACCUGUUCAAGAACCCGGCCAAGCUGGAGAAGGCGGGGGACCCGGACGCCCCGGCGCCCGCGGACUCGGGGGACAACGGCCAAAGCGACGGCCUGCACGCCGCGGCGGAGAACGCCCUCUGAGCCACGAUCGUCAGAGAGAGAGAGAGAGAGAGCGAGCGAGCGCUCGGCGGGAUGGUUGGGG